This is a messenger RNA of Argiope bruennichi, 2302 nucleotides long. RefSeq lists its product as uncharacterized. NCBI's taxonomy places the organism in Eukaryota, Metazoa, Arthropoda, Arachnida, Araneae, Araneidae. The transcript has 19 exons. The coding region runs from base 160 to 1452 and encodes 430 amino acids. The record is from RefSeq and is a predicted model, not a curated record. Gene Ontology annotation, molecular function: protein binding.
UGGCGACAAUAUGCGGAAUAUAUCCGGUUUAAUAGAUAGCAGACAGCCGUGCGUUUGUUUUGAUAUUUGUUAGUUAUGAUAUGAAGCUAAAAAAUUAAGUUGUUGGAUUGAAUAAUGUUGUAGGAAAUAUAUAAUUUGAUAAUUUCGAGAAGCUUCAACAUGUCUGUUAGUCAUCCAUUGUUAAAGCAAUUAAAAGGUCAUGUUUACGAGUUACGUAAAGAUGCUCAGACUGAGGUUCGUGACCAUCAUCCAACUAUGCUACCAUUAUGCCAUACCUUGGAAGAAAUAUUCCAAGCUGGAUUGAAAACAAAACUGAAUACCCCUUUUGGUUUAAUGAGGAAAGAUUAUUGGUUUUGGGUUCAGUUCUUAUAUGAGCAGCGAGAUAAAUAUAGGAUGCCAUAUGCACUCGUAGAAGCCAUUGAAAGUGUACAAAACAGUAAAAAGGUACAUACAAACCUUGGUAGAGGUCGUUUGUUUCUUAGAACAGCUUUGGUGAAGAAAGUACUGCCAAAUAUUUUAAAACUCUUAAUGUUUGAUGAAAUAUUUUUGUUUUCAUCCUAUGAUCCAAGCUCAUCAAUCUUAGGAAAUGAGAUAAUGUGUGAGAUCCUUUCAUCUCUUUUACAUGAACUGAAUAAAAUUGAUUUUAAACUGGAACUUAAGAAUGCCAGCUUCUUAGAUGAAACAUGGAAUUUAGGAGUUUAUAAAAAGUUUGAAUUUGUUCCAUGUAAGGAAAUGGGAAUUACAUUUGUAUAUGCAAGAGGAAGAGUAAUUGUUGUUAAAGUUGAAGAAGGAAGUGUUGCUGCUGAAGAAAACCAGAUUGAACCAGGUGAUGUCUUAGAUGAGUUGUAUGGGCAAAGCUUAUACCGGUGCAGCAGAGGACUCAUUUCAUCAUUAGCUAACAAAUAUCGAGGAUUACCCAUUUAUUUGUCAGUUGUAAAAGGCUUUUAUGUUGGUAGCAUAUAUUCACCUUUAAAACCAAUAUUUGAAAAACUACAUUUGAAAAAAGCAUUUAAUAAAAAAGAAGAAGAAAAACCUGAUUAUAUAUUUACUCCUGACUCAGGUACUGGUAGUUUGAAAUUCAACUUAAGUCUUCUUGCACGAUUUCGCGUAAAUAGCGAUGAAAAAGCUGAAAAUGUUGACAACGCUAUCAUCAGAGCACUGGAAGCAAAAUGGGAACCUGAAGAGGUGAUAAUGUAUGUUACUGAACGAGAGAUUAAAAUGUAUGACAAGGAUGAAACAGAGUUGUUGGUUCACAAGCAUUUUUCAGAAAUAUCUGCUUGUGGCAGAAAGAAAACUUACCCAGAUGUUUUUGCAUUCAUUUUUGGGAAUACUACUUGCACUAUUGCUGAAGAAUUUCGAUGUUUUGUGUUAAGAGCAACAUCACCUGUUGCAAUUGCAACUAUUCUUGAAUUAAUUGCCCAUGGUUUUGUAAAAACGCAUUGGGAAGUAUGAAGAGCAGUCAAGACCUCUGAAUCUUUAUUGAAAAUGCAAUCCUAUUUCUUUAUUCAUUUCCCAGGAUUCUGAGGAUAAAAGUAGUAUCUGAGAAGCACCCUAGUCCACAUUAGUUUUAAUACCACUUUUGUAUAACUUUGUUUGAAAACAAAGUCACUAAGUGUUUGAACUCGCAGUAUUUCGCUGUGUUGAAUAUUCACAAAAGGAACAUGCUUUUAAAAGUAAGAUAAAAUCAAUGUAUCUCUUAUGGAGGGUGAAUUUUCUAUUUAAUGCAAAUUUAGUUAUCAGUAGAAAUGGCCAAAACAAGCAUUUUGUUAUGAAAAGUGUGUGCAGAAAUGGUGCUAUGAGAUAAUAUUUCUAACAAUACAAUCUACUAACUAUAUUGUUUCUUCGAGCAGCAUGCUUCAUUACACGAAUUCAUGUCUCCCUUAUAUACAUUUUGUAUACGAAAAAAAAAUGUAUAAUUUGUAAAAAAUGCUGUAUGUGCAGCUUUUAACCAUCUAGACAAAAUGUGUAAAUCUACUAAAAAGAGUCUGUUUUACUAUCCAAAUUGUAAUAAAAAAUAUUUUACAUGUAAUCAUAUAUUCUCAUAUUUAGUGAAUUAUUGUCAGGUUUACUUGAGAAAAGAAAUAUUUCAUCAUGGGAUGCACAAUAGUUUCUUCCAAUAUAAAAUUACAGAAUAAGUAAAAAAAAAUUAAGAUAUCAUUUUACUAGAGAAAUAUUUUCCUAAAACUGACAAGAAACUGAAAAACUAACAAUAAUAUGGAUAUGCAUUUUAUUAUCUCUAUUAAAAUUAACAUUUUAUUUAUUUCAACUAGAAUAAAAUGAAAUCAAAUUUGAGAAAUUUCUU